Molecule: messenger RNA, 762 nt
Organism: Camellia sinensis
Lineage: Eukaryota; Viridiplantae; Streptophyta; Magnoliopsida; Ericales; Theaceae
Product: putative disease resistance RPP13-like protein 3
Biological process (GO): defense response to other organism
Molecular function (GO): ADP binding
Source: RefSeq, a predicted model, not a curated record
AUGGCAGAAGGUUUCAUACAAGAAGCAGAAAGAGAAACGUUAGAGAAGACAGGUGCAGAAUAUCUAAAUGAGCUGAUUGACAGAAAUUUGAUUCAAGUAGCUAAAAGAAACUGGAUGAGAAUUGUAAGAUGUCGAGUGCAUGAUCUUCUUCGAGAUUUUGCAAUUGAAAAGUCGAAGGAGUUAAAUUUCUUUCAUAUCUAUGAUAGAAAUGCUUAUUCCGCACCAUCUCCCUGCAAACAUCGAAGACUAGCUUUUCAUAGUUGUGGAUUAAGAAGGUUUGAUUCCUUUGAUCAGUCAUCAAAUUUGCGUUUACGAACCCUUUUGUUCUUCAACUCGGGAUUUGAAUUCACCGAAAUAGGAGAGUUACAAUUUCUGUACAAAACGUUGAGAUUGUUGAGAGUGUUAGAUCUUGAGAUAUUCAAUCUUUCCCAAGAAACAGAGCAUAUAAGGUUACUUGAUGCAAUAGAGAAGUUCAUUCACUUGAGGUACUUAAGGAUAAGUGGCUCCAAAAUAAAUAAGAUUCCACCAUCCGUAGGUAACUUGCAAACCCUACAAACCCUGGAAUUUUCCGGAUGUGAUAGGCUAAUUAUUAUGUUACCAGAUGAGAUAUGCAAUGCAAAGCAGUUGAGACAUUUAAUUGGACGCUUCAAGUGGCCUUUCCGAGUGGAAAACCUAAUAAACCUUCAAACUCUAGACUCCAUUGUAGUUGAUGACCGGAUGGAAUUCAAUCCAUUAAGGGAUUUAAUCAAUCUUCGCAACUGA